Molecule: messenger RNA, 17804 nt
Organism: Podarcis lilfordi (Lilford's wall lizard)
Lineage: Eukaryota; Metazoa; Chordata; Lepidosauria; Squamata; Lacertidae
Source: the annotation of a GenBank genome assembly
CGGCGCCCGGAAGCGCGGUUCCCGUGGCGCCCAUGGCCGAGCAGGCGGCCCCUCCGCCUCCGCCGCCGCCGGUCUACGUGCACAGCGCCGAGUACCUGGCGCGAUGCGACGCCCUCUGCAAAGUCCCCGAGCGGGUGCGGGGCCCGGGGGGCGGGAGGGGGCGGAGAAGUGGGGAGGCGCACUAGCCAAGGCGCUAGUCCUCAGGGAGAUCCUUUGGGCCAGCAAAGCGGGGGGAAGAGGGCAGUCCCUCAGGGGGGGACUGGAAAGGGGGGGGAAUUGCAUGGGGGGGGGAAUUGCAUGGGGGGGGGACAACCCACCCAUCUACCCAAGGCGCUAGUCCUCAGCGAGAUCCUUUGGGCCAGCAAAGGGGGGGGGAGAGGGCAGUCCCUCAGGGGGGGACUGGAAAGGGGCGGGAAUUGCAUGGGGGGAACAACCCACCCAUCUACCCAAGGCGCUAGUCCUCAGCGAGAUCCUUUGGGCCAGCAAAGGGGGGGGGAGGGCAGUCAAUGAAGGAGGGGCUGGAAGGGGGGGAUAUGCAUGGCGAGGGGGGGUACAAAAGGCGCUAGACCUGUCAGGAGAUUUGCAUUACCACAAUACUUUUUAAGAUAAUAAUAAUAAUAAUAAUAAUAAUAAUAAUAAUAAUAUAUCAUUUAUACCCUGCCCAUCUGGCUGGGCUUCCCCAGCCACUCUGGGCGGCUUCCAACAGAACAUUAAAAUACAAUAGUCUGUUAAACAUUAAAAGCUUCCCUAAACAGGGCUGCCUUCAGAUGCCUUCUAAAAGUCUGGUAGUUGUUCUUCUCUUUGACAUCUGGUGGGAGGGCGUUCCACAGGGCGGGUGCCACCACCAAGAAGGCCCUCUGCCUGGUUCCCUGUAACUUGGCUUCACGCAGCGUGGGAACCGCCAGAAGGUUAUAAUAAUAAUAAUAAUUUAUUGUUUCUACCCCACCCAUCUGGGUUUCCCCAGCCACUCUGGGCGGCUUCCAACAGAACAUUAAAAAUAGAAUUCCUAAGCGAAUUCCUAAUCUCUUAUUGAUCAAUAAGUAUUUUUAUUUUUAAUAUUUUUUCUGUUUUGCCGUUUUUUCUUUUUCUCUCCCCCCCUUCCCCCCUUUUUCUUUUUAAUGGUAUUAUAUUUAUAUACCUAGAGUUACAGUCAUACCUCAGGUUACAGACGCUUCAGGUUGCGUGUUUUUUGGUUUCAGUACUUCCGGGUUUCGGCACUCACGCAUACGCAGAAACACUAAAUGUUUUGCGCAUGCGCAGAAGCGCCGAAUCGCGACCCGUGCAUGCACAGACGUGCCUCCCGCACGGAUCAUGUUCGCAACCCGAGCGUCCACUGUAUCUUAGUUUUUAAAUUAAUUUUAUCAUGUACAAGAUAACGUUUAUUUCAGUCUCUAAGAAUAGCUCAUGUAAAAUCAACUUAUUCUUUAUGCUUUUCCGUGAAAGUUUCGAAAAUAAAAAAUGAAACCAAAAAAAAAUUCCUGCAUUGCAGGGGGUUGGACUAGAUGACCCCUGGGAGGGAAUCCCUCCCAACUCUACGAUUCUAUGGCCUCUCCUUCCUUGGAGAGUUUUAAGCAGAAGUUCAGUGCCCACCCAAAAGGGAUGCUAUGGUUGAGAUUCUUGCCUUGCAAGGGGUUGGACUAGAUGACCACUGGGAUGUCCCUUCCAGCACUGCAGGUUUCUGAUUCCGUGAGGAUGGUCUGGUUUGGCUUAAUUUCUCUCUCCCUCCCUUUUCCCACAGGCCAGCAUGGUGCAUUCCUUGAUCGAAUCCUACUCGCUCCUUGAUCACAUGAGGUAGGCGCAAGCAGCACAUCUUGCCAUGGGGCAGGUGGGGGUCUUUUGGGCAAGGAGGGGUGUCUCUUCCAGGGGCUCCUGCAGCUUCCACCUGUUAUGGAAAGGGGCAUUUUAUUCUGGAUUGUUUUGUUUGAUGCUUUAAGGCCGGUUGCAAACCGCUCAGAUUUUUUCCUUAAAAAUAUAAAGUGGGGUAGAAAUGAAAUUGAUCAUAAAAAUAUUUUCUUUAGGCCACAUUUCUCAGAGCUCUUGAAGAAUACUUGCUAAGCAGCUGAGAUCUCUUUGACUGACAACAGGGGGAUGUUGCCCUGGGGGGAACUUUGCUGUAGUCCAGGAGAUACAGAGGGACAGCCUCAGAGGACUUCUGUUCUGCUCCUAACCCAUCCCAUAGCAGAAACACCUGCUCGAUUUGAGGCUUAUCCAUCCUUCUUCUUGUCCCACGGUUUUCCUCCUGGGAAAACUGCUCUUUGGCGCUCAAUCGGAGCAAAAAAACACGUUCUUUGGCACUCAAUCAGAGCAAAAAACCACUCUUUGGUGCUCAAUUUGAGCAAAAAAACACUCUUUGGCAAUCAAUCAGAGCAAAAAAAAUACUCUUUGGCGCUUAAUCGGGGCAAAAAAACACUCUUUGGUGCUCAAUCAGAGCAAAAAAACGCUCUUUGGUGCUUAAUCAAAGCAAAAAAAUACUCUUUGGUGCUCAAUCAGAGCAAAAACCCGCUGUUUGGCGCUUAAUCGGAGCAAAAAACCGCUCUUUGGCGCUCAGUCGGAGCAAACAGCAGUUAGGGUUUUUCUUAAUGGAUUGCCGUUUAUUCCAAUUUAAAGCCAAAGAGCAGGUUUUCCUUGCAGAGGAGCAAGGCAAGGGGAAGUUUGGGCGAGCCCCUGCAGCGGUUGAGGUGCUGCCUUCCAUAUUCUGGGUCUGCCCUAUCCACCAAGUUCUUCAUUUCCAUAGGAUUGUCCCACCCAAAGUAGCUUCCAUGGAGGAGAUGGCCGGCUUCCACACAGACGCCUACCUGCAGCACCUGCAGAAAGUGAGCGAGGAAGGCGACGAUGACCAUCCGGAAUCGGUGGGAUUUGGACUAGGUGAGGAGGUGGCUGCUUGGGGUUUUUUCCAUGGAGAACUCCAGACAAGGUGCCAGGGAAGAUCUGCUUCCAGGUUCAGGGUGCUGAGAUUUAUCUCACAGCCAGGACCGGAUUUAGGUUGUUUUGGCCUACAACUCCCAUGAUCCCUAGCUAACAGGAUCAGUGGUCAGGGAUGAUGGGAAUUGUAGUCCAAAGCAUCUGGAGGGCCGAAGUUUGGGGAUGCCUUCCCUAAGCUCCUGGAGGUUAUGGGGCCCUUGAUAUGUCCAUCUGUCCUUUGUCAACAAGAAAUGGUCACUGUUUUUUGUGUGGAAUAUAUGCUAUAUGGAAAUUUAUGGACCUAAGAGGUAUCCAAAUUGAAAUUGAAAUAAUUUAUUGUCACUUAUACAACUUGUAUACAGUGAGAUUACACGAGCACCCCUCACUCAGCUCUCUUAGUCUUAAUUCCCCUCGUUUACUGACGCAGACCCACCAAACCCGAAAGUCAGUUGUCUUGUUGUUAUCUUUUCAUUCAGCAGCCUAAUAGCCCACGGAUAGAAUCUGUUCUUUACCCUGUUGGCGCGACUAAUCAUGCUUCUAUAUCUUCUGCCCGAGGGCAGGAGAUCAAGAAAGUGCCGGCCAGGGUGUGAAUCAUCAUCCCUGAGAAUUUUCCUCACUUUCCUGAGGCAAUGUUCUUCCGCUAUUUCAUCCAGUGGAUUCACGGGACAGCCCAUAAUAUCUUGUGCUGUAUUCACCACCCUCUGUAGGCACUUCCUAUCAGUUGAUGUCAAACCAGCGUCCCAUACCGUGAUGCAGUAGGAAAGGACACUUUCUAUUGUGGACCAGUAGAAGGAGAUCAUCAGAUGUUGACUGACAUUGUUAUUCCGCAAGACUCUGAGGAGAUGGAGUUUAUAAUAAUAAUAAAGCCAUUUGCACAUAACAAAAUACGUAUUUUAUCAAAGUGAUUGUCGAACUGAAAUACAAUUAAGAAGUACAAUCGUACCUCUGCUUACGUAUCCCUCUGGAAUAAAUGAUGUUACUGCAGUCACACAAUCGAUCAAUCAGGAGCUGAACUGGGUUCCACACGGUCACAAAAACGAAACAAAAAAAAGAGCCACAAGAACACAAAAUAAAUAGCAGAAACAGACAGACCUCAGCGUAACACUCAAAACAGAGCAAGUUCAGCUUCCAAAAAAAGUUUGCAAACCGGAACACUUACUUCCGGGUUUGCAGUGUUUGGGUUCCAAGUUGUUUGAGUACCAAGGCGUUUCAGAACCAAGGUACCACUGUAAAAGGUUAAAUGCAAUUAAAGUGGAAAAUUGUCCAAAUAAUAAAAAGAUACACCUGGUGUCUCUGAUUCUUCUAUCACGCUCACCCCUUUCUCCUGCUCCCUCCAGGUUACGACUGCCCGACCUCGGAAGGGAUCUUUGACUAUGCGGCCGCCGUGGGAGGAGCCACCAUCACAGCCGCCCAGUGUUUGGUGAAUGGUGACUGCCAGGUUGCCAUCAACUGGCCCGGAGGCUGGCAUCACGCAAAGAAGUAAGGAAGUUCUGUCUUUUCUUGUUGCUUCUCCCAGAGCCUGCACUGUUAGGCCUAGUCCACCUUGGCAUCCGUCAGGCCUGCGGGGAGAGGAAUCACAGAAUCACAGGACUGUAGAGUUGGAAGGAACCCCAGCGGUCAUCUAGUCCAACCGCCUGCAAGGCAGGAAUCUCAAGCAUCCAUGACAGGUGUCCAUCCAACCUCUAAAUUUGACAUAGAUUUGGAACCUACUCACCAUUAAUUCAAAAUUUGAUUGUCCUGCAUUUGUCUGGUUUGGUUGUUUGUCAUUCCAUUCAUUUUACUUUCACGCACCUUAAACUUGAUGUGAAAACUUAAUAGUUUUUUAUUUAUACUUUUCAAAUUUAUACAUUUCAUUAGUUUUACAACCCAUUUAACAUUUCAAAGCUUGACUUCCUUCCCCCUCUUUUUUAAUACCUUCUACAUAUCCAAAUUCAAUUGCUCGUUUGAUUUAUCGACUGCAAAUAGAUACUCUUAUAAAACUGCAGGUUACUACAAUAAUCCUGCUAAUGUAAAAACCUAAUAAUAAUUUUUAAAACUCCUACCAGCGUCCAAGGGAGGCUGUUCUGCGGUCGAACGUCUCCUACUGUCGGAAAGUUCUUCCUGAUGUUGAGUCAGAAUCUCGUUUCUUGUAACCUGAAGACGUUGAUUUGGGUCCUACCCUCCAGAGCCGGAGAAAAGCAAGCUUGCUCCAUCUUCCAUGAGGCCGCCCCCUUGAGAUAUCUGAAGAUGUCUAUCAUAUUUCCUCUCAGCUAGCUAAGCAGCUCAGGGUGAUGGCCAAGAAGGAGGGCAAGCAGUCCUAGCUGGUUAAAAACCUGACUGAGGUCAUCUCUUGCAGCUGCGAAUGUUCCAGAGGGGGAGACUUGCCAUCAAAAAUGUUCCGUCUUCUGGUUUGUCACUAUAUAUAUUUAUAAUAUUUUAUGAGUUUUCCAUUUAUCGAUAUCUAAUCACAUCAUUGGGACGCGGGUGGCGCUGUGGGUUAAACCACAGAGCCUAGGGCUUGCCGAGCAGAAGGUCGGCGGUUCGAAUCCCUGCGAUGGGGUGAGCUCCCGUUGCUCGGUCCCUGCUCCUGCCAACCUUGCAGUUCGAAAGCACAUCAAAGUGCAAGUCGAUAAAUAGGUACCGCCCCGGCGGGAAGGUAAACGGUGUUUCGGUGUGCUGCUCUGGUUCACCAGAAGCGGCUUAGUCCAGCUGGCCACAUGACCCGGAAACUGUAUGCCAGCUCCCUCGGCCAGUAAAGCAAGAUGAGCGCCGCAACCCCAGAGUCAGUCACGACUGGACCUAAUAGUCAGGGGUCCCUUUACCUUUACCUUUUAAUCACAUCAUUAUUAUCCACUUUAUCUCUCUAGCUCUCUAGAGCCUGUCAACUUCCUUGCCUCCCGCCUCAUGGCUUUCAAAAUUAACCUUUAUAUCAUAGCAUUUUAUGCAUUUUCCAAUUCUAAUGACACUCUUUACAAAAUGGCUCAAAAUUUAAGUAAAUAUAGGAAGAUAGAAAACUUCUCCUUGCAAGUCAUAGGGCAACCCUGCUGGUGAUGUUUAAUUGCUUGCAAUAAUCUUUCAAAUAUCGUAUAAAUUUACUCCAGUCCUUUUGGAAUACUUGAUCAUGUUGGUUUCAGAUUUUUCUCAUCAGUUUCGCCAGUUCUGCAAAGUCCAUCGUCUUCAUCUGCUCCUCUUCUUUCAUUGGUACUUCUUGUUGUUUUCAUUUUGGGGCUAAAAUAAUUCAUGCCACAGUUGUCACAUACAUAAACAGUCUUUUCUCUUCCCUUGGUAUCUCUUCACCCACUAUACCCAGUAAAAAGGCUUCUGGUUUUUUAACAAAAGUAUUUUUAAACAUUUUCCUUAGCUCAUUAUAUACCAUUUCCCAGAAAGCCUUUUCCCCUCUUUGCAAGUCCACCACAUGUGGUAGAAGAUACCUUCCUUUUCUUUAUAUUUCCAACACUCAUUAGUUCUUGCCUUGUACGUUUUAGCCAAUUUAGCUGGUGUUAAAUACCAUCUGUACAUCAUUUUCAUAACAUUUUCUUUAAGUGCGCUGCCUGCAGUAAAAUUGAUACCUUCCUUCCACAACCUUUCCCAGGAUUCUAACUGGAUAUUAUAUCCGAAAUCUGAUAUCACUAUAACAUUAAUGUCACUAUAAUUUCUUACUCUCCCUAUGCCUAAUUUUCCUCAACAAAAUCUGCCGGAGUGGCAAAGAGCGCCACAUUCUUGGCUUGAGGCCAGCUUCAUUCGGCAGCUUCUGAAACUUCACAUUUCACCAGUCAUGUUUAUUUGCAGGGACGAAGCUUCCGGCUUCUGCUACCUGAACGACGCCGUCCUGGGCAUCUUGCGGCUCCGGCAGAAAUUUGGCCGUGUUCUCUAUGUGGAUUUAGAUCUGCAUCACGGAGAUGGUAAGGUUCCUUCCAGCACACGGGUUGACGUGGCUUGACUUGUUCCUGCUGCUUUGAUUUUUUGUGUUUUUUCUACAUGGUGCUUAGAGAAUAACUCUCACCUAAAUACAGUCAUACCUCGGGUUAAAGACGCUUCAGGUUCUGCGUUUUCAGGUUGCGUCCCACGGCAACCCGGAAGUAAUGGAACGGGUUACUUCCAGGUUUUUUUCAUAUUUUCAUAUUUGUAUUUCUAUUUGUAUAUUUGUAUUUGCUAACCGGGAUCAAUUCCCAUCUGGAAACCAGUGUGCCCACUGUGGAAGGACCUGUGGAUCCAGAAUUGGCCUCCACAGUCACUUACGGACUCAUUGUUAAAGCUGUGUUUAUGGAAGACAGUCUUACUUGGCUACAAGGGAUCGCCAAAGAAGGAGAAGAAGAAUCAGCAUACGGGGGGAGGUUCAAAAAGUAGCUACAUGGUGCUUAGAGAAUAGCUUGCACCUAAAUAUUAGCAAGACAAAGGAGAUGGUGUUGGACCUUCGGAGGAAGCUGUGGCAAUCACACAGGGCCCCCGGACGUUUGACCCUGUGCCACCACUGCGUUAGCUUUCUUCGCUGCCCCCACCCCGCUUCUCACGAACAAGCGUAUGGUUACAGUUUACUUUUCUCUUGUCAGUUUCCUAAUCUUAGUUCCUAACAACCUCAAACUGAAUUAUUCCCAACUAUCUAUCUGACUCAACCUAACAAUUCCUCUCACUCUCUUACAAUACAACUCUGCCAAUCCCACACGUAAGCCUCCCUCUUCCUUCUCCAACAACCAAGCCUCAACUCCCAACUGACAAACCUCCCACUCUUAUCUUUUACUCCCCCCUUGCAUUCUCACUGGCCAACCACAUCACACCCAUUUUAACCCUUUCCUUGACCCAUCCUAGGAGGCCAACGCCACAGAAGCAAGGGGAACUAGCCCCGUUGUAUAUCAGGGGGUGUUGUGUGGAGAGAGUCUCUUCCUUUAAAUUCCUGUGAGUUUACCUUAGUGAAGACCUCACCUGGAAAUUCAAUACGACCCAGGUGGUUAGGAAGGCCCAGCAGAGACUCCAUUUUCUCAGGGUCUUGCGAAAGAACAGUGUUAAACGACAAUUGAUGACCUCCUUCUAGUGGUCCACAACAGAAAGUGCCCUCUCAUAUUGUAUCACAAUGUGGUACGUUGGCUUGACAGCCAUGGACGGAAAGUCUUUACAGAGGGUGGUGAACACAGCACAUGAUAUCAUGGGCUGUCCCCUGAGCCCGCUAGAUGGCUUCACAAAGGAUCGUUGCCUUAGGAGAGCGAGAAAAAUUAUCAGGGACAAUUCAUACCCUGGCCAGCAACUCCUUAAUCUUCUACCCUCGGGCAGGAGAUAUAGAAGUAAUCAGCCGUACCAACAGGCUAAAAAACAGUUUCUAUCCGUGGGCUGUUAGGCUGCUGAACGGAAAAUAAUAUAGUGCAACUGACUUUCGGGGUUGGUGUGUUGUGCGACAAGCACACAGAGUGCAAUGAGAUUGAGUGUUUGUGUGGUGGGGCUUCGUUAAUUUCAUUGUACACAGGUUGUACAUUGACAAUAAAGGUGGUAUUAUUAUUAUUUUAAAUAAUAUUUUUUUUUAUUAAAUUUCCAUUUUAGCAUUCCAAUAAAAACCACAAUAAAACAUUCCAAAUUAUAAUACAAUAAAAAAAGCCAAAUAUUCAAUGCCGAAUUAUAUAUCUUUUGGGUGACUUCCCAUGCUCUGAAGUUCGGGGAGUGAUGAUCUAAUAUCAUAUUGCAUUUCUUAAUUAGUCCAAGUAGUCCAAAUAAAACAUUUCCGAUGUUGAUCCUUCAUUUAUUUUUAACAGUUACUGAAUUGAUUUAGGAAGCGAGUUUGUAGUUCUGUGUGAAAUAUUUUUACUUUUCUUCUUUAUUUUCCUAUUGUAAUCCAAAGUCCUCAGUGAUGCCACUUUCGGUUUCUGUACACAAGGGCAAAUCUUGGUGUGUUACAUCCAACACAUACGGUAUAUGUUACUGUUUUCUCCCCAGGUUAGGUCGUAUCUCAACUCCAUUCCCAGAAAUCGAAACACCAAGACCUGUUCCACACACUUCCCCUCAAUAAUGAGUGGCUGAAUAUUCAAUUUACAUUUCCUAAAGUCCACAAUAAUCUCUUUUGUUUUCUUUAAGUUAAGGAGUAAGUUGUUUUUCCUGCACCACUCCCCCAACUGCUCAACUUCCUUCCUAUAGGCCGCCUCCCCCUCUCCAGCCGUGAUUAAACCAACCACCGUUGUAAUAUCUGUAUCAUCAUAUUUUAAUCAACUGUUUUUUUGGGGGGGGGGUUGUAUUUUUAAUGUUUUUACUGUAUUUAUAUUCGAUGUUAGCCGCCCUGAGCUCAGUCUUGGCCGGGGAGGGCAGAGUGUAAAUAAAAAUUUAUUAUUAUAAUAUCAUGGGGGAUUUUGUCCAGAGCCUUACUGAAAUCAAGAUACACUAUGCCCCCGCAGCAUUCCCCUGAUCCAUCAAGCUUCAACUCUGUCAAAAAAGGCUAUGAGAUUGUGUUGUCUUUCAGCUUCCUUCCCUGAUAAGCCCCCCUUCUGUUCUGGCUAUAGGGUCUCUGGCCUCCAGGACUAGACUCUGUGGCAGAUGGGCAAGGAGCCUGUCACAAUUAUUUCACACCUCUCUCUCUCUCUCUCUCUCUCUUUCUUUCUUUCCAUCCAGGUGUAGAAGAUGCCUUCAUCUUCACCUCCAAAGUGAUGACGGUGUCUCUGCAUAAGUUCUCUCCAGGAUUUUUCCCAGGCAAGUGAUUCUUAUUUAUUUAUUUUACUGUGCUUGAGUGUUGCUUCCCUUAAAGGUAAAGGGACCCCUGACCAUUAGGUCCACUCAUGUCCGACUCUGGGGUUGCGGCGCUCAUCUCGCUUUACUGGCCGAGGGAGCCGGCGUACAGCUUCCGGGUCAUGUGGCCAGCAGGACUAAGCCGCUUCUGGCAAACCAGAGCAGUGCACGGAAAUGCUGUUUACCUUCCUGCCAGAGCGGUACCUAUUUAUCUGCUUGCACUUUGACGUGCUUUUGAACUGCUGGGUUGGCAGGAGCAGGGACUGAGCAACGGGAGCUCACCCCAUCACAGGGAUUCGAACCACCGACCUUCUGAUCGGCAAGCCCUAGGCUCUGUGGUUUAACCCACAGUGCCACCCGCAUCCUCCUUUGCCUUUUUAGUUUUUUAUACACCUAGUAUAUUUAUAUUUUGUGCAUAUAAUUACACAAACAGUACCCACUGUUUAUUUCCCCUGUUCUCUGUUCAUAUCAUUCUCUGAAUCCCAAGAGGCAUAAGAACCUGAGAAGAAGCCGCUGGAUCAGGCCAGAGAGGGCAGCAUCCUGCUAUCAUAAUGGCCAACCCUCGAUGGGCAGUCCGCAGGCACCACCUGAGGUGUUGCGUUCCAAAAGCAAGGAAGGAUUGGAUCCUGAUUAAUAAAAUACACACGAGGCUUGACCAGCAAGACUCUGGGAAGAGUGCCAAUAAUAAUCUGUCACACCCUGCCCCAGGCCCCUUUUAUUAACAAAAGAACUUAUAGCACAGUGCUUGUAAGAAACAUUCAGAUGUCCUCUGAGCAUUUCAAAAAACGUACCAUGUGGGUACAAAGUUGAUCAAAGAAAUCCUUUUAACUGCAAAGAAACUAUUUCCUACUUGAGCAUUCAUACGUAGUUCAGAGUAAAUAAAAUAGAAAUCAAUGAGGAAUGCUUUUAGCGAACCCCAGAGGCCGUAAACAGGAGAGGAAGGAUGGCAAGGAAAGAUUGUUUUUAGUCGUUUAGUCGUGUCCGACUCUUCGUGACCCCCUGGACCAGAGCACGCCAGGCACUCCUGUCUUCCACUGCCUCCCACAGUUUGGUCAAACUUAUACUGGUAGCUUCGAGAACACUGUCCAACCAUCUCGUCCUCUGUCGUCCCCUUCUCCUUGUGCCCUCCAUCUUCCCCAACAUCAGGCUCUUUUCCAGGGGGUCUUCUCUUCUCAUGAGGUGGCCAAAGUCUUGGAGCCUCAGCUUCAGGAUCUGUCCUUCCAGUGAGCACUCAGGGCUGAUUUCCUUCAGAAUGGAGAGGUUUGAUCUUCUUGCAGUCCAUGGGACUCUCAAGAGUCUCCUCCAGCACCAGAAUUCAAAAGCAUUAUCACCUCUAUGUGAAACUAUUUCCUGGCCCUAAGAUUAACAAAACCAAGGAAAGGUACAUCAAAGCUGACUACUAUCUUUAUGUACUGAGGAUGCCUGGUGAAGCAACUGUUCUGUGUUUUAGAAUGCUUAUACGUGCUUGUCAUGCGUAGAGAAAUGGGCAGUAGAUAAAAUGGGGCAGAGAUGCAGAGGCUUGUGGGAUUUGAUCAGAAAUUAUUGUCAGUGACUCAAGCCCAGUCAACGCAAUGCUUUCAUUGCAGACAUAAUGGCUUACUCCAUAUUUUAAUAAUUCCUAAUACCAAUCCCACCUGAUCACUACACUGAGGCACAAAACAUCCUUCAUGGUCCUGCUUCCUGGUCCCUAGUCUGUAAAAAAACCUCUCUUCUGCCUCUUGCUCAGGAACAGGAGAUGUGACAGAUGUAGGCCUGGGAAAGGGGCGUUACUACAGCGUCAACGUCCCCAUUCAAGAUGGCAUCCAGGACGACAGAUACUUCCAGAUCUGCGAGACGUAAGAACCCACCACCCGGUGGCCCUUUGGGAACAAAGGUUUUCGGUGGUUCUCCUGCAGUUCCUCUUUUCUGCCCCACCUGGCAUAACUCGCACUUGGGGCUCGCUCUGUCUCUCAAUCAGAUUGUUCUAGCCGAGCUGCUGGAAUCGGCCCUGUGGCUUUUGAAACACGUCCGGGCUCCACGAGGAAGCAGGGCCAUAUUUAGCAUAAAUAAUAAUAACUAAUAAUAGUAAUUUAUUAUUUUUACCCCGCCCAUCUGGCUGAGUUUCCCCAGUCACUCUGGGCGGCUCCCAAUCAAGUGUUAAAAACAAUACAGCAUUAAAUAUUAAAAACUUCCCUAAACAGGGCUGCCUUCAGAUGUCUUUUAAAGAUAAGAUAGCUGCUUAUUUCCUUCACAUCUGCUGGGAAGUCUUACUCGCCGUCGCUACUGCCACUUGGCAGGCUCAACACUGAGCUCUAACCCGUGUCCAGUCAGCUUCAGAAUGGUGACCGGGAGCGGCCGCCAAAACCAUAUAACACCGGUCUUGAAAGACCUACACUGGCUCCCAGUACGUUUCCGAGCACAAUUCAAAGUGUUGGGGCUGACCUUUAAAGCCCUAAACGGCCUCGGUCCAGUAGACCUGAAGGAGCGUCUCCACCCCCAUCGUUCAGCCCAGACACUGAGGUCCAGCUCCGAGGGCCUUCUGGUGGUUCCCUCCCUGCAAGAAGCCAAGUUACAGGGAACCAGGCAGAGGGACUUAUUGGUGGUGGCUCCUACCCUGUGGAACGCCCUCCCAGGAGAUGUCAAAGAGAAAAACAACUACCAGACUUUUAGAAGACAUCUGAAGGCAGCCCUGUUCAGGGAAGCUUUUAAUGUUUAAUAGGUUAUUGUAUUUUAGUGUUUUGUUGGAAGCUGCCCAGAGUGGCUGGGGAAGCUCUGCCAGAUGGGCGGGGUAUAAAUAAUAAUAAAUAAUAAUAAUAAUAAUAAUAAUAAUAAUUAACAUUAACCUCUGCUGCCAGUGGCUCCCUGCCUGGCUGCUCUCCGGGUAACGGGGGUCUUCGUUCCUUUCCCUGCAGUGUCCUGAAGGAGGUCUACGCAGCGUUCAGCCCUGAGGCCAUCGUCCUGCAGUUGGGGGCGGACACCAUCGCUGGUGACCCCAUGUGCUCCUUCAACUUGACCCCCGAAGGGGUCGGCCGGUGCCUGAAGUAUGUGUUGCAAUGGCAGCGUCCAACCCUCGUCCUGGGAGGAGGUGAGUAGAAGAGGCCGGGAGGGCUGAGUUUUAGCACACAUGAAAAACCUUUUUUAAUAAUAUUUUUAUCAGGCUUCCAUUUCAUGAUAGUUGAAUACAUCCUUGUUAAUCACAUUGGUUUUUGCUCGUACGAGCUGGUCGACUUCCCUCCCUCCUGCCUCGUGGUUUUCAUAAUUCCUUUCUUUGUCAUAGCAUUUGUACCUCUUCUUAUUUACAUUUCAUUCCUUCCAAUUAUCACGUUUCUAAUUAAAUAUAAAAAGGUAAGAAUCCUUAACAUCACAGGUCGUCUUAACUCAACCCUGCUGAUGUUGUUAAUUGUUUGCAAUUGUCCUUCAAAUAUUGUACAAUUUUUUUUAAUUAAUAAUUUGGCUGUUUAUUUUAUUUUAUUCUUUUUAAUUGUAUUAUGAUUUGAUGGAUUUGUUAAUUGGAUGUUCUUAUUAGAAAACUAAUAAAAAAUAUUUAUAAAAAACACCAAAAACAAAUAUUGUACAAAUUUACCUCCGUCUUUUUGGAAAGCUUGAUCGCACUGGUUUUGGAUUUUUCCCAUCAGUUUCGCCAGUUCUGCAUAUUCAGUCAUCUUCACCUGCCAGUCUUUUAUCGUCAAUAAUUCCUAUUGCUUCCGUUUGGGACUAAAAGAGUCCUUGCUGCCGUUGUUGCAUACGUGAACAGUUUUUGGUCUCACUUUGAAAUUUCUUCACCUGCUACUAUACCUAAUAGAAAUGCUUCUGGUUUUUUUAACAAAUGUGCUUUUAUACAAUUUCUUUAACUCAUUCUUUAACUCCUCUUUCUUCCCUUUCCGGACUUCCUGCUGCUUCCCUCCUGGAGGCAGGAGGCUACCAUCUCGCCAACACGGCUCGCUGCUGGGCGUAUUUGACGGCGGUCAUCUUAGGGAAAACGCUGCCCUCCGAAAUCCCAGAUCACAAGGUGAGGCCUUGGCUAGCCGUUCCCUUCGCUGCGCAGAAGAACCGACCCAUUCCUCUUGGGCAGAAACCCCUCCCAGCCUUUUGCUAAGAGUCUUUCUAGUAACAAUAAUAAUAUUAUAAUCUUAUUAUUUAUACCCUGCCUAUCUGGCUGGGUUGCCCCUGCCACUCUGGGUGGCUUCCAACAGAACAUAUAUAAAAAUAGUGAAAUGUUAGACAUUGAAAACUUCCCAAAACAAGGCAGCUUUCAGAUGUCUACUGAAUGUAACACAGCUGCUUAUUUCCUUGGCAUCUGAUGGGAGGGCAUUCCAGAAUGCAGGUGCCACUACCGAGAAGGCCCUCUGCCUGUUUCGCUGUGACUUCGCUUCUCACAUUAGGGGAGCUGCCAGAAGGCUCUUGGAAGUGGACCUCAGUAAGAAUACAGUGGUAGCUUGGUUCUCAAACUUAAUCCGUUCCGGAACACCAUUCAAAAACCAAAGCGUUCCAAAACCAAGGCCUGCAUUCCCAUAGAAAGUAAUGCAAAAUGAAUUAAUCCGUUCCCUCCCUGCAAGAAGUGAGGUUACAGGGAACCAGGCAGAGGGCCUUCUCGGUAGUGGUGCCUGCCCUCUGGAACGCUCUCCCAGCAGAUGUCAAGGCAAUAAGCAACUAUUUUACUUGUAAAAGACAAUUGAAGGUGGCCCUGUUUAGGGAAGUUUUUAAUGUUUGAUGCUGUAAUGUUUUAAAUACUUGGCUGGAAGCCGCCCAGAGUGGCUGGGAAAACCCAGCCAGAUGGGCGGGGUGUAAAUAAGUUGUUGUUGUUGUUGUUUUGCUUGUGAAGUCAGAAGCUCGCAUGCAACAUGGGUUUACCUCCCUGGGUGCGUCUUGCCUCGCUUAGAUCUGCCAGGAGCGGCUCCUGUUUCCUUCCUUCACCCUUUCCUUCCUCCUCUGGCAGUACUUCACGGAAUACGGCCCUGAUUACGUCUUGGAAGUUACACCAAGCUGCAGGCUGGACCGCAACGAGCCGCAGAGAAUCCAAGAAAUCCUGGGCUGCAUUAAAGGUGAGUCCUGCCCUCCUCACCUGGGAGAAGGAGGUUGCAGGUUGCCAAUGAGCCUGGCUCCCAGCAAAGGGGCGCCAUCCGCUGGCAGAGCACCUGAAUUGUGCGCAGAAGGGAUCAAGUCCCAGUUGUCACAGUCCGGUUCAUAGGUAAUCGAAGUCCUGGCUGGGGACGUCAGGACCAGGGGCAAGAUGGCGGGGAGGGAGCAGGAACGGGGAGCUAGAAGCCAGGAGUUAGGAAGUCAAGAGUCCAAGGGUCAGGAAGCAAGGAGUCAUGAAGUCAGGGGUCCGAGGGUCAAGAAGGAAGGAGUAACGAAGUCAGGGGUCCGAGGGUCACGAAGCAAGGAGUCACAAAGUCAGGGGUCUGAGGGUCAAGAAGCAAGGAGUCACAAAGUCAGGGGUCCGAGGGUCAAGAAGCAAAGGGUCACAAAGUCAGGGGUCCGAGGAGCAAGGAGGCACAAAGGCAGGGGUCCGAGGAGCAGGGCGUCACAAAGGCGGGAGUCCAAGGGUCAAGAAGCAAGGAGUCAUGAAGGCAGGGGUCCGAGGAUCAAGAAGCAAGGAGUCACGAAGUCAAGGGUCUAAGGAGCAAGGAGUCACGAAGUCAAGGGUCUAAGGAGCAAGGAGUCACGAAGUCAAGGGUCUAAGGAGCAAGGAGUCACGAAGGCAGGGGUCCGAGGAUCAAGGAGCAAGGAGUCAUGAAGGCAGGGAGCAAGGAGUCAUGAAGGCAGGAGUCCGAGGGUCAAGGAGCAAGGAGUCACGAAGGCAGGGAGCAAGGAGUCACAAAGGCAGGGGUCCGAGGAUCAAGGAGCAAGGAGUCAUGAAGGCAGGGAGCAAGGAGUCAUGAAGGCAGGAGUCCGAGGGUCAAGGAGCAAGGAGUCAUGAAGGCAGGGAGCAAGGAGUCACAAAGGCAGGGGUCCGAGGGUCAAGAAGCAGGGGGUCACGAAGGCAGGGGUCUGAGGAUCAAGAAGUAAGGAGUCACAAAGUCAGGGGUCUGAGGAUCAAGGAGUCAAGGAACUAAACACAACAAGGCAGGGAACAUGUUGCUGUGGGAAAGAGCUGAAGGGAAAUGCUGACCUUAUAUCUCUUCCCAGCUCUUGCCACCAGGUGCUCUGAGUUACCAAUUGGCCUCACCUGUGCGGCCGUGCCUUGCCUCUCCAGAACAAACUUAGGAAGGCCCCAGUCCUGCAAAGUCCUACUGGUCACAGGGCCUGGCUCCUGCACGCACUCUUGACACCAGUGUCUCCAGAUGGGAUUGUAGAGGUGGAAGGGGUCCCUGGGGCCAUCUAGUCCAAUCCCCUGCAGUGCAGGAGUCUCAGCUAAAGAAUUGCUCCAGCCCCUCCUUUAAAAAACCUCCCGCCUUUCUUCUUUGCGAAUUAGGCUUUGCGAAUGUUGCCCAGGUGGCCUCAGUGGCCCGGAGUGCCUUCCAUCAGCUUCGGCUGGUGGCCCAGCUACGCCCCUAUCUGGACAGGGACAGCCUAACUACUGUUGUCUAUGCUCCGGUGACUUCAAGGUUAGAUCACUGCAAUGCCUUAAAUGCCAGGCUGUCUCUGAAGACGGUUCGGAAACUCCAGCUAGUGCAGAAUUCAGCAGCCAGGUUGCUUACCCGACGGUUUCACUGAUCCUGAUCCGACUGCACUGGCUACCGAUUAGUUUCUGGGCCCAGUUUGGUUAUCCCUGCCCUAUCUGGACAGGGAUAGCCAAAUUACUGUUGUCUAUGCUCUGGUCCGUAUAGUUCAAGCUAUGGUUUUCGCAGUAGUGAUGUAUGGAAGUGAGAGCUGGACCAUCAAGAAGGCUGAUCGCCGAAGAAUUGAUGCUUUUGAAUUAUGGUGCUGGAGGAGACUUGAGAGUCCCAUGGACUGCAAGAAGAUCAAACGCAUCCAUUCUUAAGGAAAUCAGCCCUGAGUGAUCACUGGAAGGACAGAUCCUGAAGCUGAGGCUCCAAGACUUUGGCCACCUCAUGAGAAGAGAAGACUCCCUGGAAAAGACCCUGAUGUUGGGAAAGAUGGAGGGCACAAGGAGAAGGGGAUGAUAGAGGACGAGAUGGUUGGACACUGUUCUCAAAGCUACAAACAUGAGUCUGACCAAACUGCGGGAGGCAGUGGAAGACAGGAGGGCCUGGUGUGCUUUGGUCCAGGGGGUCACAAAGAGUCGGACACGACUAAACAACUAAACAACAACAACAUGCUCUGGUAACCUUAAGGUUAGAUUACUGCAAUGCAUUAUACGUGGGGCUGCCUUUGAAGAUGAUUCGGAAUCCUCAGCAGGUGCAGAAUUCAGCAGCCAGGUUGUUCACUGGAGCAAGACGGUUUGAGCAUAUUACACCGAUCCUGGUCUGGCUGCACUGACUACCGAUUAGUUUCUGGGCCCAAUUCAAAGUGCUGGUUUUGACAUAUAAAGCCUUAAAUGGCUCAGGACCGCAAUACCUCAAGGACCGCCUCUUUCCAUAUGAACCUACCCGGAACCUAAGAUCAUCUUGUGAGGCCCUUCUUCCUGUGCCUCCUUGAGAGGUCCUGAGGGUGGCAACACGAGAACGGGGCCUUCUCUGCAGUGGCUCCCUGGGAAGAUGCUCUCCCCAGGGAAGUUCGCCUGGUGCCUUCAUUAUACACCUUGAGGCGCCAGGCAAAAAGGUUCCUUUUAAACCAGGCCUUUGGUUGAUCUUAUUGACAUCCAACACCCUUUUAGAAUGUGGCUUUGUGGGGGUUAUUGAGUUAUUGCUUUUGGUUUGGUUUUAUAUGUUGUGGUCUUGUUGUGAACGGCCCUGAGACCUCCGGGUAUAGGGCAGUGUAUAAGUUGAAUAAAUAAUAAUAAUAAUGUUUGCAGGCAACCUGAAGAAUGUGGUGUAGCGGAAGAGGACGGAUCCUGUCUUCGCUCCUGCCGAAGGCCUCCUGGGAGAGCAAAUUCGCUGGUUGCCCCUGCCGGAUCCUUGAAGAAAUCCUCUGGGGGUCUCAGGAAGCCCCCUGGCCACCAACCCAUCACGGCUCCGACUCAUUGCCCCCUUUUAUAAAGCGGCUGGUUCUUGGGAGGCGUUCGAUGGGGUUGGAGCUGGUUCUUUUUUUUAACAGAGGGGUCAUUUCCUUCCAUGGCCUGGUUUGGCUGUUAGAAAAGCUUUCUCUCCCCCUCAGCUAACUAAAAUGUCCUGCGCAGCCGAGGUGGGUUGUGUCUUGUUGUUGGUUGUCUGCUCUGAAAAUAAAAGUGUUUGAUAUAUUUC